Molecule: messenger RNA, 855 nt
Organism: Propithecus coquereli (Coquerel's sifaka)
Lineage: Eukaryota; Metazoa; Chordata; Mammalia; Primates; Indriidae
Gene: LSM2
Product: LSM2 homolog, U6 small nuclear RNA associated (S. cerevisiae)
Exons: 5
Coding region: 214-501 (95 amino acids)
Biological process (GO): mRNA splicing, via spliceosome
Cellular component (GO): Lsm1-7-Pat1 complex; precatalytic spliceosome; catalytic step 2 spliceosome
Molecular function (GO): RNA binding
Source: RefSeq, a predicted model, not a curated record
GCAGCUCUACCCCGUCCGCCCUCGCAGAGUCGCGGUCUUGUUGCCGAGUGCUAGCCUUCAGCACUUGGAGCUUUCCGCGGCGCUUCCGCUGCGCCUGCGCGGCCGCACCGUGACCCACGCGCGGGCUCGCGCCCCGGUUCCCUCCCGGUGCGCCGCCCGCAGCGCCCAACCCUCUCCUUCCCAGUCCGGCCCGCAGCCCGCGGCGCCAGCACCAUGCUCUUCUAUUCCUUUUUCAAGUCCCUUGUGGGCAAGGAUGUGGUCGUGGAACUCAAGAAUGACCUGAGCAUCUGUGGAACCCUCCAUUCUGUGGAUCAGUAUCUCAACAUAAAACUAACUGACAUCAGUGUCACAGAUCCUGAGAAAUACCCUCACAUGUUAUCAGUGAAGAACUGCUUCAUCCGGGGCUCAGUGGUCCGCUAUGUGCAGUUGCCGGCAGAUGAGGUGGACACACAGUUGCUACAGGAUGCAGCAAGGAAGGAAGCCCUGCAGCAGAAACAGUGAUGGCUCCUCCUCUUUCCCCUUCUUCUUCCAUUGGUGACCCAUAACUUCAAGACCCAGCCCAGACCCCUCUCCCCCAGUACUUGAGGUGUUUUUUUUUUUUUUCUUUUAAAUAGUGAUUUUUUUCUUUUAAAGGGAUAAGAGGAGUAAUAGUGGGAAACAGCUAUCUUCUGUUGAGAAGGGGAGGAUAAGUAGACUGGGAAACUGCAAAGCCUUCCCAGUCCCUAGCAUCUGCCAUUCUCACUCCUUCCCUGGAGAUUCUGGGAGAGUUUCCGAGUUAUUUCCAGGGCAGCACGUGAUUCAUUUUGGGGAUGGAAGGAAUCUGUCCCGCAUCGGGAAUAAAAUUUAUGAUGCAAA